UGUUCAUAGAAACAAAAUUUGACCUGUCCUAUCCAUACUUCUCGUUUCAGUCAACCUCCCAUCUCUAUAUCGUGUUCCAAUGGCUGCAAGAGCGAUACUCCGUACUCAAAGACCAGCAGCUAUUACAGCUGGUCUUCUAGGAGCGACAGGCGUCGGACUUUGGGUUGCGAGAUCAUACUAUACCAAUAAUGCAUUUGCGGAAUCGCCUGAACCUCCAACAGUAUUUUCGAGCUGGUUUGGUCAGUCGUUACGCUUGGGGGGUUCAGAAGUCGUCAAUCAUAACACGAAGCGAUUGAGAUUUGAAUUCCCGAAUGAAAAUGCGAAGAGUGGUUUGUUGCUGACUUCUUCUGUUCUCGUAAUCACCUGGCCCGAAGGGAAAAUAUUCCCAACAAUCAGACCAUAUACUCCCGUGAGUCCAUUAGAUCAACGCGGAGCCCUCGAACUUCUCGUCAAGAAAUACCCGGAGGGAAAAGGCAGUGGAUAUUUGCACUCCCUCAAUCCAGGCGACAGUCUCUACUUCGCAGGGGUCCUUAAAGGCUACAAAUGGACGGCCAACAAAUUCCCUCACGUUACUCUCAUUGCCGGCGGUGCCGGCAUAACGCCCAUGUACCAACUCAUCCAAGGCAUCUUGAACAACCCAGCCGACCAAACAAAAAUCACGCUCGUAUUUGGCGUCAACAGUGAUGCGGAUGUGCUUUUCCGUAAAGAGUUUGAAGACCUAGAGAAGAGGUUUGGAGAGAGGUUUAAAGCUGUGUAUACGGUUAGUAAGCCUGGGGAUGGGAGUCCGUUCCGUAAGGGCUAUGUGACAAGGGAGUUGUUGGAGCAGGUUACGGGAAGGGCGGAGGAAAGCAGUAGGGUUUUUGUAUGUGGUCCGCCGGCCAUGGAGAAAGCUUUACUGGGAGGGAGCUCCUUUACUAAAGGCAAGGGAGGUGUACUGGAGGAGUUGGGGUACCAAAAGGACCAGGUGCAUCAGUUUUAAUGGUUGGAAUGGAUAUGGGAUAUUGGAAGGGGUUUUGGGAAUUGGUGUUUGGAGCUUGGGCAAUGGAUGUGAUGAGCAUAGAUGGGAAUUUUCGGAAUGUAGAAACUUCUCUUGAACCUACGUGUACAUAUAAGUAAAUACAGCAGCCGAUUGAUAGGCAGAAACUUUACGAUAACUUUACACAGGUGGGGUAACUUUGCUGGUGUGAUAGACGUCAGCCAUGUGGAAUUACUGGAGAAUAGACGACAAAUAAGAUAGUACAAGCAACAGUCGAAAAGCACCAUAUCGUCACGGCAGCUCGCUGUUGGUGGCGAGAGUCCCCCGCGCGGGCCAAGCUCAAAGGAGCAGGUCCCCCCAUUGUAGGCACCCCUGUCAGGCUUUAGCCCUGAACUGUACCCUGGAUCAGCAUCACCUCGCAUCAACAC
This is a messenger RNA of Cadophora gregata, 1404 nucleotides long. RefSeq lists its product as uncharacterized. The record is from RefSeq and is a predicted model, not a curated record. NCBI's taxonomy places the organism in Eukaryota, Fungi, Ascomycota, Leotiomycetes, Helotiales, Ploettnerulaceae. Bases 80 to 979 code for a protein of 299 amino acids. Gene Ontology annotation, biological process: ergosterol biosynthetic process. Gene Ontology annotation, molecular function: cytochrome-b5 reductase activity, acting on NAD(P)H. The transcript has 4 exons.